Messenger RNA from Australozyma saopauloensis, 804 nucleotides. RefSeq lists its product as uncharacterized. Gene Ontology annotation, molecular function: rRNA binding. Lineage: Eukaryota; Fungi; Ascomycota; Pichiomycetes; Serinales; Metschnikowiaceae. The transcript has a single exon. The coding region runs from base 1 to 804 and encodes 267 amino acids. The record is from RefSeq and is a predicted model, not a curated record. Gene Ontology annotation, cellular component: nucleolus.
AUGGCUCGUACCAAUCGUGAAAUCCUUACAGGAGGCAGUAAAUAUCGUCAAAAACAAGCCAAAAAAUACGGAGUCGAGGAGGUUGUGUUCAACAAAGAUGAGAGACAAGAGUACUUGACUGGAUUCCACAAAAGAAAGGUGGAAAGACAGAAAAAGGCCAAGUCAUUUUACGAAGAGCAGGAACGUUUGGCAAAAAUCGAAGAACGUAAAAAGGCCCGUGAAGAAAGACAGAAAGAGUUCGAGGACAAAAUCAAGGAGCUAGAUACGGUGAAGGAAUUACGAUUGGGAAAGUCCCAUCUUGACGGCGACAACGAGGAAGACCAACAUUCUGAUGCCAAUGAGGAGAAGACCAGUUGGAACGGCUUUGAUUCCGCUUCAGAAGAUGGUGAAGACAAUAAAAGAGAAGGUAAGGAGGAAGAAGAAGAAGAAGAGACAGAAGAGCCCUUGAAGGGAAUUCUUCAUACGAAGCAUGUCUACAAGAUUGAUGACCCGCGUGUCUUGGGAGAUGCGGUCGUAGAUGAGGAAACCACUGUUUCCGUUGAUUCUGUGGAGAAUCCAUACAUGGUGAAGGCUGGUGUAUCUUUGGUAGAAAUCGCUAAGGCGAACCACGUAAACCUACAGAAGUCAGAGGAGGUCUUGGAGAAGUCUAUUGACAGAGCUAAGAAGUAUGCUGUUAUUUGUGGUGUUGACAAGUCUAAACCAAAGCAAAAGAAGAAGAAGUUCAGAUAUUUGACUAAGGGAGAGAGAAGGGAAAAUAACAGAAAGGCCAAGUUGAGCAAGAUGAAGAGCAGAAACCGUGAUUAA